UCUGUUUCCUUGGCUCAGGUUAAGAAUAGAAGGCAUCUUUUUACAGCCUCUCCCAUUCAGCGAUUUAAUCGGCGUGUACCUUUCCUGGAAACCUCGCACUUUUCACAGUUUUCACUCAAAUGAAACCCAAAUACACUCCACAUAAAUACCAAACCCAAAUCCACCCCCACUCACUCAGUCACUAACCUUAUCUCUCUCCUCAGAUAGAUACACACACUCUCUCUUUUCCACUCCCUCUUUCGCCGCCAAAACAAACCAAACCCACACUUCACUCUCACUCUCAUCCAAUUCCAAAUUCUCGUUGUUGGUGCACUGAAUGACCGAGUACCGGAUGAACCUGUGGACCGACGACAACUCCUCCGUCAUGGAGGCCUUCAUGAGCUCCUCCGACCUCUCCUCCCUCUGGCUCCCCACGCCGCAAUCCGCCGCCUCUACUACCACUCCUGGACUGGAAACCACCCGAGCACCGCCGCCUCAGUCCCACUCCCUCCUCAACCAGGAGACCCUCCAGCAGCGCCUCCAGACACUUAUCGAAGGCGCCCGAGAGAGCUGGACCUACGCAAUCUUCUGGCAGUCUUCCUACGACUAUUCCUCCGGCACCUCCCUUCUCGGCUGGGGAGACGGUUAUUACAAGGGUGAGGAGGACAAAGUCAAAGCCAAAGGCAAAACCCCCAAAACGACGUCGUCCGCGGAGCAGGACCACCGCAAAAAAGUCCUCCGCGAACUCAAUUCCUUAAUCUCUGGCCCCUCCGCUUCCGUUGACGACGUCGACGAAGAAGUCACCGACACCGAGUGGUUCUUCCUCGUGUCGAUGACUCAGUCCUUCGUCAACGGAAGCGGCCUCCCGGGUCAGGCUUUUUUUAACUCGAGCCCGGUCUGGGUUGCCGGGCCGGACCGGCUGUCCGAGUCGGUCUGCGAACGGGCCCACCAGGGGCAGAUGUUCGGGCUCCAGACUCUGGUCUGCAUACCGUCCGCAAAUGGCGUCGUUGAGCUCGCCUCCACGGAGGUGAUUUUCCAGAACCCUGAUCUGAUGAACAAGGUGCGCGAUUUGUUCAACUUCAACAACAACCCUGAAACUGGUUCCUGGGCGUUGAAUUGCGUUGCCACCACCGAUCAGGGGGAGAACGACCCUUCCUCACUCUGGCUCAACCCUGAAAUCAGAGACUCCUCUACCGUUGCGCCGCCGAAUUCAACGGUUAACAAGACUCUGCAGUUCGAAACCCCUGGUUCCAGUACCUUAACCGAUACCCCUAGUGCUGCUGCUGUUCAUGUACCUAAAUCUAAUGGCCAGGGUUUCUUCUCGAGGGAAUUGAACUUUUCGAAUUCAUUGAAGCCUGAAUCUGGUGAAAUUCUGAGCUUUGGAGAGAGCAAGAAGAGCUCUUACAACGGGAGUUUCUUUCCCGGUGUUGUUGCAAUUGAGGAGAACAACAAGAAGAGGUCUCCCGUUUCUCGGAGCAGCAUUGACGAUGGGAUGCUGUCCUUCACAUCCCUGCCGGCUGCAAAUAUAAAAUCUGGUAGUGGUGGUGCCGGUGCCGGUGGUGGUGAUUCGGAUCACUCGGAUCUGGAAGCUUCCAUGGUGAAACAGGCAGACAGCAGAGUGAUGGAGCCGGAGAAACGGCCUCGGAAGAGGGGGCGAAAGCCGGCCAACGGCAGAGAGGAGCCGCUGAAUCACGUGGAAGCCGAGAGACAAAGGAGAGAAAAGCUGAAUCAAAGAUUCUAUGCUCUACGAGCUGUAGUUCCAAAUGUAUCCAAGAUGGACAAGGCAUCGUUGUUAGGUGACGCCAUAUCGUACAUAAAUGAGCUGAAAUUGAAGCUCAACGGGCUGGAUUCAGAGAAAGGGGAAUUGGAGAAGCAAUUGGAUUCAGCCAAGAAGGAACUUGAGCUCGCGACCAAAAACCCUCCUCCUCCUCCACCACCACCACCUGGACUACCUCCAUCUAAUAACGAAGAAGCAAAGAAGACAACGACCAAGCUCGCUGAUUUGGAGAUAGAGGUGAAGAUAAUUGGUUGGGAUGCGAUGAUAAGAAUCCAAUGCAGCAAGAAGAACCACCCUGCAGCAAGGUUGAUGGCAGCAUUGAAGGACCUGGACUUGGAAGUGCAUCACGCAAGCGUGUCCGUGGUGAAUGAUUUAAUGAUCCAACAAGCCACGGUGAACAUGGGAAACAAGUUUUACACGCAGGAGCAGCUUCUGUCGGCACUCUCGUCCAAAGUUGGCGAUGAACAACGAUAGUUCGUUCUGUAGCUGUAGCUGUCUAUGUAAAAUAGUGUUCUUGUAAUUUUGGUUUGUCCUUUUUGGUAGCUUAGAGUAAAUUUAAAUUUAUUGAGGUAAUUUGAUUUGGGAGGCUGAAUGAACCAGGGAUGGUAUCUCUCCAAAUCUGCGGGGAAAGAUAGGUAGCAGCAGCUCUGAUGAAGUCGAAGUGUAUUAUUUUUGUGUUAAUAUUAUCUUUUAGAUUGUAUAUACAUGUUUAUGAAUUAUCAUAAAAUCUGAACUGAACUUAGUGAAUUUUCUUAA
Molecule: messenger RNA, 2512 nt
Organism: Glycine soja
Lineage: Eukaryota; Viridiplantae; Streptophyta; Magnoliopsida; Fabales; Fabaceae
Product: transcription factor MYC2-like
Exons: 1
Coding region: 317-2230 (637 amino acids)
Biological process (GO): regulation of DNA-templated transcription
Cellular component (GO): nucleus
Molecular function (GO): transcription cis-regulatory region binding; protein dimerization activity; DNA-binding transcription factor activity
Source: RefSeq, a predicted model, not a curated record